AUGACAUUGACGACGGAGGAGGAAAAGGAGCCGCUCAGCCCGAUGGCGCGUGUAUUCCAGUCGCGAGGCAUAGACUACUGCGCCGUGACCAUGAUAGGGUUCAAAACCAAGAUUAAAUCCGACGUCGUUCUUGAUGCCUUGAGGCAUAACGUCUCCAAGCACCCUCGUUUCUCCACCAAACUGUCUAAUAGUGGUGCAAAAUGGAUCGAAGCUCAAGUCAAUAUAGAAGACCACGUAGUUGUACCAUACAUAGACCAAGAAGAGAUAGGUGAAGAUGGACAAGGCUUCGUCGAUGACUAUAUCUCACGUCUCACGAUGCGUCCUCUUGAUAGGUCAAGACCCUUGUGGGACAUUCACAUCCUUAACGUCAAAACCUCAGAUGCUGAAGCAGUCGCUGUAGUCAGAACUCAUCAUACGUUGGGAGAUGCAACAUCUAUGGUUUCCCUCUUGCUCGCAUGUACCAACAAGACAUCAGAUCCCAGCACGGUUUCAACCACUAUUCGUUCCUUGAAACGGCGUAAAAGAGACAAAAACAAAGACAGCUUCCUAAGGUCGAUAUUAUUCACCAUCGGUUCUACAGUGAGACUGGUUUGGUAUACAAUCGUAGAUGUUUUGCUGCUUUUCGCCACUAUGUUGUUUUUGAAGGAUACAAAAACACCUAUAAAAGGCGGUGCGGAUGUUGGGAGUAAUCCAAAGAGAUUUUAUCAUACAAUAUUCUCUUUGGAUGACAUUAAACUUAUAAAGAACGCUAUGGAUAUGACUAUCAACGAUGUUCUGGUCGGAAUUACACAAGCCUCUCUUUCUAGCUAUUUGAACCAACAAUAUGACAAACUAAACAAGAAGAAUGGUGGAAGAGUGACAUCGUAUCCGAAUAAUCUUCCAGGUGGAAUACGAUUUCGUGCAGGUUGUACUGUGAAUCUAAGGUCAGAAAUCGGGUUCAAGCCUUUGGCAGAUAUGAUGGCGAAGAAUUCAAAAUGCAGAUGGGGAAACUACUUUAGUUUUAUCAUUUUGCCCUUCUCCAUCGGUUUACAAACCGAUCCAUUGGUUUAUCUUAAAAUAUCAAAAUCAACGAUGGAUCGAAAGAAGCACUCUUAUCACGCCGCUCUAGCGUAUUUGUUGAUACAAAUCGGCCAAAAAGUCGUAGGAUCUAAGAUCGUAGCGACAUUCUUCAAUCGAACCGUGAUGAACACAACGACAUGCAUUUCAAACGUCAUUGGCCCCACGGAAGAAAUCAGUUUUCGUGGCCAUCCUAUCGCUUACAUUGCUCCAAGCGGCUACGGACAUUCACAAGCAUUGUUGGUACAUUUCCUAAGUUACGCGGGGAAGAUGAUAAUCUCGUUAGCGGUUGAUCCUACUGUCAUACCAGAUCCUCACAAGAUAUGUGAUGAAAUGGAAGAGUCCUUGAAAGCCAUGAAAGCUGCUCUUUCGGAAAGAGGGUUACUAUAA
Molecule: messenger RNA, 1446 nt
Organism: Thlaspi arvense
Lineage: Eukaryota; Viridiplantae; Streptophyta; Magnoliopsida; Brassicales; Brassicaceae
Source: the annotation of a GenBank genome assembly